This is a messenger RNA of Lasiosphaeria miniovina, 894 nucleotides long. RefSeq lists its product as uncharacterized. NCBI's taxonomy places the organism in Eukaryota, Fungi, Ascomycota, Sordariomycetes, Sordariales, Lasiosphaeriaceae. The record is from RefSeq and is a predicted model, not a curated record. The coding region runs from base 1 to 894 and encodes 297 amino acids. The transcript has a single exon.
AUGGCGGUCGUCCGCGACGCCGCGUGGACCAUCACGCAGUUCCGGGCCUGGACGGCGCAGCAGCCGCUGAUCCACCGCGCGUCGCUCCAGACGGGCGGGUGGGAGCGGUGGGCGCAGGUCGACUUCAGCUCGUGGCUGAACCAGAACAACACGCAGACCAUCUGCGAGGACGGACCGUACGUCGACGGGCUGCGCAACGACCUCACCGUGCUGGGCGCGCCAGGGGCGUGCGUCGAGUUCAAGGUGCACAACCACUUCAGCGAGCAGCUGACGGCGUACCGCUUCCGGCUGUGGCUCGACAUGCUGAAGCUCGAGAACGCCACGCUCACCCCCCAGCGCGCCACCCUCGAGAAGCUGUCCAUCGGCAUCGCCCGCCGCCCCCAGGUCCUCGCCUACCUCCAGGCCCACUACGUCGGCGUCACCGCCGGCAACUACCUCAACCCCGGCGGCCGCCUGCAGACCCUGUUCGGCCCGUACACCCACGUCGAGGCCACGAGUCCCUCGGGCGAUGUCUUUGUCAUCUCGUACCUGCAUGUCAACUACAUGGGCGACGGCGGGGAUGUUGCCAUGGGAGGCGGAGGCGGUGGUGACGGUGGAAGCGGUGGUGGUGGAGGAGGCGGAGGCGGAGGCGGAGGCAGUGGCGGCGGCGGCGGCAGCGGUGGAAGCACCAGCAGCAGUGGAACUGGGGCCAAGCCCAUCCCCAGCUCGAGCUCGUCCAGCUCGACCACCACCACGUCAACGUUGCCGGUCGGCGGCACCGUCUCGUCUAGCAUCGGGUCUAAGCCGGGCCCUACCUCCACCUCGACUAGCGUUGGCACGGGGCUCAAGAGCCCUACCACAACCACCACCACCACCACCAGCUCUGGCACGGGCUCCAAGAUGCAGAUUGGCUAG